AUGUCUUCGGUAGCAAAAACAGCUGCUUCAAAGAUUAACUGGUCUACGAUAAUCCCCCAAUUGGGAUUGGCUGGAAAGACAGCCACUUCAUUGGCUGCAUUCAAGAAGAGAAAUGAUGAGGCCAAGAGUGUUUUGUAUGAGUUGAAGCACAGUCCAACCACUGUUGACUUUGAAUUUUACAAGGGUAAAUUGCACAACUCUCAAAUUGUUUCCAAGAUCGAGUCUGACGUGGACAAAUUCAGUGCUUCUAAGCCUGAUUUAAGUAAGCAAUUGAACCUUAUUAGUACUUUCGAGGCUAAGGCUGUUGAGAACGCCAAGGAGACUGAGUCUCUUGUGCUAAAGGAGUUGACGAAUCUUGAAAGAACUCUAGAGAAUAUUGAAACUGCUAGGCCAUUUGAGGAGUUGACGGUCGAAGAUGUCGUCCAGGCUAGACCUGAUGUCGAGGAUAAGGUCCAGUCUAUGUUGGACAAGGGUAAGUUCGAGGUUCCAGGUUACAAGGAGAGAUUUGGAAGUAUGGUUAUUAUGUAG
This is a messenger RNA of Brettanomyces nanus, 528 nucleotides long. It is a transcript of the gene ATP7, whose product is annotated as ATP synthase d subunit. Gene Ontology annotation, biological process: proton motive force-driven ATP synthesis. The record is from RefSeq and is a predicted model, not a curated record. Gene Ontology annotation, molecular function: proton transmembrane transporter activity. Bases 1 to 528 code for a protein of 175 amino acids. Lineage: Eukaryota; Fungi; Ascomycota; Pichiomycetes; Pichiales; Pichiaceae. The transcript has a single exon.